AUGAAAAGACAUUUUAAUUACACUGACGAAUGUAAUCCAUUUGGUGAUAAUACAUUAUCAACUCCAUUUGUUUGGAAACUAAAAAAUAAAUAUGAAAAAAUAAAAAAUGACAAUAAAGUAAAAUUAACUACUAAUACUUUAUUAGAAAAUUCUAUUUCUAAAAUUAGUGAAAUUGAAGAAGUUAAAAAAAGAAGAGAAGAAAGAGAAAAAGAAAGAUCACUUUUAGAGGAUUAUAAACUUCAGUUAGAAAAACAAAGAAAUCAAAUUAACAUUAAAGAAUACAAAGAAAAAGAACAAAUUUUUUUUAUCAAUCAAGAAAUCCAAUCAUCUAAUCAUAGAAUUAGUCAUAAUAUUGUUCAACCAGUAGAUAUAUUUAGGAUGGCCAUCAAAAUUAUAAAUGAUGAAGAAAUUCAAAAUAUUUAUCAUUCUUAUUUUAAGUUUCCUUUUUAUAAUAUUCUUGAAGGCUUAAAAGAAACGGAUUUAGAAAAUUGUGGAAAGCAAAUAAAAUUACAUAUGUUACAUGAUAAAAUAUUUAAUGAAGAAAAAUAUCAGAAGUAUUGGGAAUCUCUUUUAUACUUUUCUGGAUUUUAUUUAGAUAAUCUGAAUAAUGAUUUAAAUCAUAAAGAUGAGGAUGAAAAAACCAGCAAAAAAAUUGAAUCAUUUUUUGAAAACAAGAAUUUUGAUGAACUAACAAUAUUUGAAGAAAAGAUUAAAAAAAAAAUAGUUAGUGAUGAUUGUAAUUUUGAUGUAAACUAUUGGAAUAGUGUUUUACUAAAAAUUCCUUAUUUUAAAUCAAAAUAUAUUCUAGAUGAUUUUCAUAAAAAAUUAUGUGAUCGCAUUUCUAUUAACAAUGAAAAUACUUAUUUAUCUCAUAAGGUAUCACAAAAUAAUGAGAAAAAUGAUAUAAUAAAAAAAGAAGAAGAAAAAAGUAUAAAGAAUACAUUCGAAUGUAAAAGUCCACUUUUAUUUUCAUUAGAAUCAUUUGAAGGUGAUGACAUUUAUAUAUAUAAUUCUGAAGAAGAAUUAGAAGAAAGAAAAAAAAUAAAUGAAGAAAUUUUAAGUAAAUUAAAAAAGAAAGAUAGUAAUAGUGAAAAAAUAAAUGAUAUUGAUGAAGAAGAUAUCAUAAAUAAAUUUUAUAAAAAAGAUAAAGAAAUUUAUGAUAAUUUUGUAAGAAGAGAAAAAAAAAAAGGAAUAAAAGAUGAAAUAAUAAUGAAAGAUAUAUCUCUAAAUGCAAUAGCUAAUUCAUUAAAGUGUUCAUUAUUUGUUACAAGAAAACCUUUAUAUUUUAAUAGGAUUAAAACAUCAUUUGAUUGGAACAAAUAUAAUAAAACUCAUUAUGAUUAUGAAAAUACUCCACCUAAAUAUAUAUGUGGGUAUAAGUUUAAUAUUUUUUAUACAAACUUGUUAAAUAAAAAAAAACCACCUACCUGGAAAUUACAACAGACUGAUGAUGAAAAUAAAGUUCUUAUUAUUUUUCAUGGGGGAGCCCCUUAUUUGGAUAUAGCUUUCAAGAUUGUUAAUGCUGAAUGGUCUUUUGAUAAAAAUAGAGGAUUUAGAAAUGUUUUCGAUAAAGGGAUUUUACAAUUAUAUUUUAAUUUUAAAAAAAAGAGAUACAGAAGAUAA
This is a messenger RNA of Plasmodium relictum, 1623 nucleotides long. RefSeq names its product cactin homolog, putative. The record is from RefSeq and is a predicted model, not a curated record. Gene Ontology annotation, biological process: mRNA cis splicing, via spliceosome. Lineage: Eukaryota; Apicomplexa; Aconoidasida; Haemosporida; Plasmodiidae. Gene Ontology annotation, molecular function: protein binding. Gene Ontology annotation, cellular component: cytoplasm; spliceosomal complex. The transcript has 3 exons. The coding region runs from base 1 to 1623 and encodes 540 amino acids.